AUGGUAGAGCUAGAUGAUAUUGCUAUCGUCGGGUAUUCCUUCAAGCUUCCGCAGGAUGUGGACGACGACUUGAGCUUUUGGAAGAUUCUUCAGGAUCGAAGAAAUCUUAUGACUGAUUGGCCGGAGUCUCGAAUGAAUGGGGAGGCUUUUGUCAACAGCAGUCACAGUGCCGUGCAUGGCUUAGGCGGUCAUUUCAUCAAUGAAGAUGUGCGCGCUUUUGACGCUCCGUUUUUCUCGGUCACGGCAAAAGAGGCAGCAGCCAUGGAUCCAAUGCAGCGUUGGACCUUGGAGGUUUCAUAUCGCGCUUUUGAGAAAUCUGGAAUCCCCGUAGAGACCCUGAAAGCCUCGCGAACCGCAGUCUUUUCCGCCACUAUGAUCCAGGAUUACUCCAAUAUGAUGGCCAUGGAUCCAGAAAAUGCAGAACGUACAGCUGUGACUGGCAGUGUGGUUCCAUGUAUCAUUCCGAAUCGCAUCAGUUGGUACUUCGACCUACGGGGGCCAAGUAUCCAUGUGAACACAGCCUGUUCGAGUAGCUUGGCAGCGGUUGACAUGGCCUGUAAGACCCUGCGAAGCGGUGAUGCUUCUUGUGCCAUUGUCACGGGAUCCAACUUGCUGCUCGACCCCGCCGUCUUCCAGAUGUUGUCCGCUCAGAACUUCUUGUCUCCCGACAGCAAGUGCUACAGCUUCGACCAUCGUGCCAAUGGGUAUGCUAGAGGAGAAGGCAUUCUUGCUGUCGUUCUGAAGCCACUCGCUGCAGCCCUAAAAGCUGGUGAUACAAUUCGUGCAGUUAUCCGUUCAACGGGGUCGAACCAAGAUGGACGCACUCCUGUACUCACGCAGCCGAGCUCUCAGGCACAAGAGGACCUCAUCCGGCAUGUCUACAGGAAGGCCAGUCUUUCUUUCGAGCAGACAAGAUAUUUCGAAGCCCAUGGAACUGGGACACCGGUCGGGGACCCAAUUGAGAUGAGAGCAAUUGGCCGAGUGUUCCGCAAAAGCCGGUCACUACAAAGUCCUCUCUAUGUGGGCUCGGUGAAAGCAAAUAUAGGCCAUCUGGAAGCAGCAAGCGCAUUGGCCAGUGUAGUUAAGGCAAUAUUGAUGCUUGAAAGAGGUGUCAUUCUACCCAAUGCGCUUUUUGAAAAAGUCAAUUCCUCUAUGGAUCUCGACUUUUACAAUAUCAAGGCUCGUUCCCCGGACUCCGAAUAUCUCAUGGUCCCCACUGAAAACAUACCAUGGCCAAGUCCCGGUCUACGUCGGAUAUCGGUAAAUUCAUUUGGAUUUGGAGGCUCCAACACACAUAUAAUACUCGACGAUGCGUUUCAUUACUUGCAAGAUCGGGGUUUGACAGCACUUCAUUGCACGAUUUCCGAUCGAAUACGCAGCAACGGGGUCAAAAAAGCCCUUAUCGAUGGGAAUUCUCGAAAUAACGGCGCUCUCAAUGGGUUGGAUAGUAACCAUACAGGAACAAGCCGAAUGGUUAAUUCCAAGGUACUGGUCUUUUCUGCUGCUGAUGAGAAAAGCGUUAAGCGGAUGGUGAAAAACUACAGCAAUUUCUACAGCAAGGCAAUUGCCGAUGAUGCUGUCAGACUCGAGAGAUUGAGCUUUACACUUGCCGCUCGGCGAAGCCAUAUGCUUUGGAGAGGUUUCGCCAUAGUCACGAGCCCAUCAGACAAGGAAGGGGAAAAUAGCCUAGCAAUGGCUAAACCAAUCAGAAGUUCAACUGAGAUUGGUCUCGCUUUUGUGUUCACAGGCCAAGGGGCACAAUACGUGGAUAUGGGAUGUGGUCUUAUCCAAUUUCCUGUGUUUGCUGACACGUUGAAACAAGUUGAUAAUAUAUAUGGUGAACUUGGAUGCUCAUGGUCGGUAUUUGUUACAGAUGCGCUGCGGCACAAGGAGACAAUCGACAGUCCUGAAUAUAGCCAGCCUCUAUCAACGGCUGUACAAAUUGCUCUAGUGGAACUAUUGCGGAGUUUCGGUAUCAUGCCUAAGGCCGUUGUCGGCCACUCUUCCGGCGAGAUUGCUGCUGCAUAUUCUGUCGGUGCUUUAUCACUAUUUUCAGCUUGCAAGGUCGCAUACUUCCGAGGGAAACUAGCAAGAAACUUGAUCAAUACCAGGCUGUCUUCCACAGGCGCCAUGAUGUCUGUCAAUUUAGCCGAGGAGCAGAUUCCAGAAUAUUUGGAAAAGUUCGAAGACCAAACUAUGACUAGUUCCAUCAACACUGCUUGCGUCAACAGCCCCAACAACUGCACUCUAUCCGGCCUCGAACAAUCCAUUGAUGUGAUCAAGAGACAAAUGGAUAAAGAUGGCAUAUUUGCGCAGAAACUCAAGACAGGUGUUGCCUAUCACUCUCCUAUAAUGCAAACCAUUGCAGCCGAUUACUUCUCACUUAUCGGGAAGCUCGAAGGGGUGGAUCGUCGAGAGUCAAAAGCUGUAGCGGUGAUUCCGAUGGUUUCUUCGGUGACAGGCAAGGCCGUCCGGUCCGCUGUGUUGACUGAAGCACAGUAUUGGGUGGAUAACAUGGUUCUUCCGGUUAGAUUUAGCGACGCCGUGCAAACUUUGACACAGAAAUCAUCUUCUCUCAAGGUUGGUCUGGGCAAUAUUACUGAUUUAGUUGAAGUCGGCCCCCAUCCAGCCCUACGCCGGCCAGUGCAAGACACGAUAGAACAAGAGAAGAAUCGCAACAAGCAAAUACGAUACUCGAGCGUGCUACACCGAUCACAACCGGCGAUUCAAUCUACCUUAGAUCUCGCCGGGCGGUUGUUCUGCUUGGGAUAUCCGGUCACCAUAACAGCAGUAAACCAACAAGAUGCUGAGAAACCACAACCCUUUCUAGUUGACUGCCCUGAGUACCCUUUUGAUCGGUCUCAGCAUUAUUGGGCCGAGUCCCGACUCAGCCGCAACUUCAGACUUCGCGGAACAGUUAAAGGAGAGACACUAGGGGUCCGGGUGUCAGAUUGGAACCCCUUUGAGCCGCGUUGGAGGAAUUUCCUUAGCGUUGAAUCAUCUCCGUGGAUUGGGCACCAUAUGAUCAGUGAUACGGUAAUUUAUCCAGCUGCAGGUAUGCUUGUUAUGGCUAUUGAGGCCGUACAGCAAAUGGUCCCAGAAGGCCGAACUGCUGCCGGUUACUUGGUCAAAAAGGCCGAGUUUACAAGCCCAAUUAUUGUCUCGGAAGCAUGGGAGGAUCGAACAGAAACGCAAGUGCGACUGUUACCAGUUCAACGGCAGCACCAGAAUGAGGUCGUGAGUUCAUCUGACGUUGCUAUCUUCGCAUGCUCCCGCGGAGAAUGGGCUGAGUGCUUCCGUGCUAAAAUUGAUGUGGAUUACGAAAGUCUGUCAUGUGUGGACGAGGGUCUCGAAAAGUGCCUGUCAAACGAAGCAGUUAGGAAGCAAUUUAGACGAGCAACACAAUCAUGCAAACGUCCGGUCGACCCCCGUGUUUUGUACCGCGAUGCUAACGAACAUGGCCUACAAUAUGGUGAUUGGUUUCAACUGGUGCAAGAUGUCAAUUGGGAUGGCAAAUCAAAUGCUGUGGCGCAUGUUGAUGUAUCCAGGGCAAGAUAUGGAAGCACUAGUUUCGUGCAUCCCGCCGUAUUGGACCAAGCCUUCCAUGUUCUGCGGGUGUGCUCGGGGCAGCAGCCAGCGGCCAAUGUUCCCGUUAUCCUGGAGGAUGCCUGGUUUUCAUCUUCAGGGUGGCAACAUCCCCAGACGAACUCAAUCAGCUGGCUGGCAACUUCGACAACGGGUGAAAAACAAGGGUUCAAUUUCGGUGAACAAGGAAGCCUUCAGGCUUUGGCCGACAAUGGAGCCGUUUUGUGCACAAUUCGAAAAGCGGUGACGGCAGCAGUAUCAGCCGUUUCCACUGACAUAGACCAGAAAGAGAGGAGAUUGAUAUACGGCAUAGAGUGGAAACCGCAACUUAGUCUGAUGGAUCCUGAGCAGAUUUCAAAGAUGCUAGCCAGUGGUACUGUCGCCGAAACGGAGAGGAUCCUGGUCAGCAACUAUAGAAAGCUGCGCUUUAUUUUGAACAUCACAGCUGUCCAUGCAUUAAGAGCUAUCAACGAUGCCAAGGUGCCUGAGAGCCUAAAGCGGCAUGUUUCCUGGAUGAAGCAUCAUGUCAAGAAACUGCCUUUAUCGAUGAGGGAAAACGCAGAAAUGGCUAACAUAGUCGAUGUUGAGCGCUUGUUGAACGAGGUUGAAAUGCUGCUUCCGACGUGGAAACUGUACACGACUUGUGCGCGGAGCUUGCCAGACGUCUUUGCAGGCGAGAUUGACCCUCUCGAAAUUGUUUUCGGGUCGGACUUGGCUGAUAUAUUUUACGCUGAUUUGUUCCAAAAUCUAUGCACUGAUGGGCGGCUCUCGACCAUUCUUGACUUAGCUUCUCAUGAGAAUCCAGGAAUGCGCAUUCUCGAAGUCGGUGCCGGGACGGGCGGUAUGACGGGGCACGUUCUGGCAGCGCUGCAAAUGCGUGAGAAGCGCACCGGAACGCUCAGCUUCGCUGAAUAUGAUUAUACUGAUAUCUCGCCAUCUUUCUUCACUCGAGCAAGCGAGCGAUGGGCCGACUUGCAGGCCGAGGGUCGAAUGAAAUUCAAGACACUGAACUUGGAACAGGCUAUUGACAGCCAGGGUUUCAAGCCAGGAUCUUAUGAUUUAGUGAUCGCAGCCAGUGUAUUGCACGCCACGCCGUACCUGGAAGCUACUAUACAAAACGUUCGACGCGCUUUGAAGCCGGGAGGCCGUCUUGUGCUUCUUGAGGUCGUCAAGCCGGACGAUAUUCUGACGAGCUUCAUGGCGGGACUGGUUCCCGGUUGGUGGUUAGCUCGUGAAGACUGGCGGUCUCUUUCCCCCGCGGUGUCAGAAGACUUGUGGGAUCAGUGUUUACGAGAGAACGGCUUCUCGGGAAACGAUAUAGUGCUCCGCGAUUACCAAGCUGAUGAAUGCCAUAUCACCAGCAUUAUCAUCAGUACAGCACUGGAAACUACAGCUGUGACCGGCCCAUUGCUCGAAACACGUCGUCUGGUAAUUCUUGUUGACCAAGAUCAAUCACCCCAGCAGCUGCACUUGGCAGACUUGAUACGAUGUCACAUCGACCCUAGCAACCUGAUGGCGAUAAGCAUCUGCGCGUUUUCUUCGGAACACAUGAAAAAUAUCCUGCCAGCUUUGAGCAAAGACGACACCAUAUGUUGCGUGGCUGAAGUUAAUAACAGACCAUGCCUCACACUGUUGUCGGACGAAAGUUUCAAUGCCCUGCAGCAGUUGAUUAAAUUUGCACCCAAUAUGCUGUGGGCUACAUCGUCCAGCAUUAAUAGUCCUGACUUCCCGAGUUAUGGUGCGGUUCAAGGUUUCUUACGCUCCAUACGGGCCGAGCAACCUGAUAGCCAGAUUGUGACUAUGGCAAUCGAGGGUGAAACAAAUGACAACGAAAGCGCAGGAUUCAUAGCAAAGGCAUUUCACGCAGCAUUUGAGUUCCCGUCGUCAAAGGAAGUAGAAUACAUCGUCCGUGAUGGAUUCCUUGUGACAGGUCGAGCUGUCGAAGAUAUUGCUGGAAAUGAGGCGAUCCGACCUCUUCUAUCACAGCAACUAAAACAAAGGCCCUGGAGGGAAAGAGAAGACUUGAAACUUUCAGCCAGAAUACGUGGUGAUAUUGACUCGUUGUGCUUCGUUCAAGACAACCUUGGAAGUGAAAUUGGCCCUGAUGAGAUCGAGAUCGAGGCCCACUUUUGGGGGCUGAGCCACAGAGACAUUCGUUCUGUCCUUGGUCACUGGGCCGAUGACAAUGAUCGUUUGGUUGGGGAUUGUGCAGGUAUAGUGAUUCGAGUUGGAAGGGAUUGUGACCCAUCAAUCCAGUUAGGUGACCAUGUCUGUAUGGUAGCCCCAUGCUGCAUGCGCAAGUAUCCUCGUGCGCACGAAGAUUGUGUGAUAAAGAUACCCAACUUUCUGUCGACAGGGGUUACUAUCGCAAACCUCCUUCCGGUUAUGACCGCUUGUCAUGCACUGUUAGAAGUCGCCCGGCUUGAAAAGGGAGACCGUGUUCUAAUCCACUCGGCUGCCAGUGCCGUUGGUCAGGCUGCGGUUCAUCUUGCCAAAGCACAAGGAGCUGAUGUUUUCGUUACUGCGUCUUCAAGCGAGGAGAAGCAAAUCUUGGUGGAUGUCGUGGGAAUUCCUGAAAAUCACGUUUUCUCAAGCCGACACACCUCGUUUUCCAAAGGGCUCAUGCGUGUCACGCGUGGAUACGGAGUCGAUGUUCUGUUGAACUCACUUGCAGGCGAGGACAUGCAAUAUGCCUCAUAUAAAUGCCUUGCUCCUGGUGGGCGAUUUGUUGACAUCGGCCGCGCGACGAGUGACUCCAACACAAUGCUGCCUACCGGAGUAUUUGCGCAAAACGUCACAUUUUCCACGGUCGAUGUUUUGGAGCUUCCUCGUCGAAAAACAGCUAAGAUGCUAAACAAAGCUAUGCAGUUGCUGGCUGAGGAAAAGAUCCAACACUGCCAGCCAUUGCGCGUUUUCAACUUAUCAGAAGUUGGACAGGCAUUCCGGCAAUUUCAGGCUGGGGAAGUUAUCGGUCGCGUACUGGUGCGCCUAAGACCCGAAGAUGUAGUUCCGCAAUUCGGACAUGAAAGACUGAUUUGGACCUUCGACGAGCACGCAUCCUACCUGAUCGCCGGCGGAACGGGUGGUCUAGGCCGAGCAAUUAUGCAAUGGAUGGCUGAUAGAGGGGCUAAACAUUUAAUAGUUCUGUCUCGAUCAGGUCCUACUUCAACGGCUGCUGCGAACAAAAUAGCUGAGCUUACUGCGCGUGGUGUCAAAAUCUUCGCCCCGAAGUGCGACGUCUCCUCAGAAGCAUGCUUUCGCCAGGUCCUGGAGGACUGCGAACUCACCAUGCCACCCAUCAGGGGAUGUAUCAACGCCAGUAUGGUUCUUCAGGACGCGAUCUUUCAGGAUAGUAUGACAUUUGAGCAGUGGGAACUUACGAUGCGCUCCAAGGUGCAGACGUCAUGGAACCUGCAUCGAUUCCUUCCCGGAGAUCUGGACUUUUUCAUUCUUUGUUCGUCCCUUGCCGGUGUGGUCGGCCAAAUGGCGAGUGCCAACUAUGCCAGCGGGUGCUCAUUCCAGGAUGCCCUGGCGCAUUACCGCAUUUCUCAGGGGCAAGAAGCUCUCUCGCUCGAUCUCGGAUGGAUGCGGAAUAUCGGCAUCAUCGCCGAAACAAGCACAUAUCAGCGACAGCGCGAGGGAGCCGACGACAUGAACCCGAUCGAUGAUACCGAGCUUCUCGCUUUGUUAGACCUAUAUUGCGACCCAAGCCAUCAAUUUGCCGUGACACCCCAAGCGCGAGGCCAGAUUUUGUUCGGGCUGCGCACACCAGCCGACGUCCUCAGGCAGGGACGAAAGCCUCCAGCCAUUCUCGAGCGACCCCUGUUUUCCACAUUCUCAUACAUCACCGACCGUGGUGCGAGUACAAACACAGAUAGGUCCCAGGCAGCAAGCGCGGCAGCUCUGUUCUACCAGUCAAACGAUUCAACCGAGCGAAUUCAAAUUGUGCUGCGCGCUCUGGCAGUUAAACUGGCCCGGGCCAUGUCCAUUUCACCAGAUGAUGUCGAGCCGAGCAAGCCGUUAUCGGCCUAUGGUGUUGACUCACUGAUGGCAGUGGAGCUGCGAAACUGGGCAGGGAGAGAUUUUGGGGCUUCUGUGGCCGUGUUUGAUUUUAUGGGUGGCGUUUCUAUGGCGCAUUUUGCUGAUUUGAUUGUUGCGAAGAGCAGUGUGGGAAAGGAAGCAGAUUGA
Aspergillus steynii IBT 23096 is the source of this 7773-nucleotide messenger RNA. RefSeq names its product type I polyketide synthase. The transcript has 13 exons. The record is from RefSeq and is a predicted model, not a curated record. NCBI's taxonomy places the organism in Eukaryota, Fungi, Ascomycota, Eurotiomycetes, Eurotiales, Aspergillaceae. Bases 1 to 7773 code for a protein of 2590 amino acids. Gene Ontology annotation, biological process: fatty acid biosynthetic process; secondary metabolite biosynthetic process. Gene Ontology annotation, molecular function: 3-oxoacyl-[acyl-carrier-protein] synthase activity; fatty acid synthase activity; oxidoreductase activity.